AUGACCGCAGACCGCCGCCCUCCGCCUGCAUAUCAGGCCCCAGCCAAUUCAGGCAUCAAUGCCACCUCGCAAGUGUAUCAAUUGCUCUCCAAGACCGCCUCAGAUGCCUCCCAACGGUCUCUGGAGACGUCGUUCACCAUACGGCCGUGUUCCGCACAAGCGUGGGUGGUGCCUGCAGGGCACAUCUGCCGCCUGACCACCCCGAAGGGACCUCAGGUGGGUGAUUUGAAUAUUUGGAACGCGAAGAACCCUCGCGAGCGACUCUGGGCUGCGCGCACCCGUCAGAUCCACGCCUCCCAUGUGUCUGUGGGUGACCGUCUUUGGUCCAACCUUCCAUACCUGCGGCCCCUUGUCACUAUCACUGGGGACUCACUUGGAGGCGGGCAGCUCCACGAGGUGUUAGAUGCAGACGGCAGGCGGACAAAAGGGUUCGGCACAACGAAGCAUGGUGGACGCGUCCAUGAUCUCCUAGGAACACGUUGCGACCCCUACGUGAACCUGCUCAUGGGAGGAGAGUCGUUCGACUUCCAUUGUCACUCGAACCUUACCCGUGCGGUGAUACCGUUUGGUCUGACGGAACUCGAUGUACAUGACGUUCUCAACGUUUUCCAGGUUACUGGGCUGGACGAAGAAGGGAAAUACUUCAUGGAGACUUCGCCUGCGAAGCCGAAUGAGUACUUUGAGUUCUUUGCAGAGGUUGAUGUUCUUUGUGCGCUUUCUGCGUGUCCAGGAGGAGAUCUUUCGAACUGGGGCUGGGAAGAAAAGGCAGAUACUAUGGGCGCCACAACCCGUCCUUUGGGGGUGGAAGUGUACAGGUUGAUUGAUUCGACAGUCCUUAAGGGCUGGAAGGAGCCAGAGAGCCCUAAAUAUACUGGCAUGCAUGGAAUGAGCAUGCCGCCGCGUGAGGAUGAUUGGUCUGGGUAUGUAGGGUUAUAA
Molecule: messenger RNA, 936 nt
Organism: Aspergillus terreus NIH2624
Lineage: Eukaryota; Fungi; Ascomycota; Eurotiomycetes; Eurotiales; Aspergillaceae
Product: urea carboxylase-associated family protein
Exons: 2
Coding region: 1-936 (311 amino acids)
Source: RefSeq, a predicted model, not a curated record